This is a messenger RNA of Esox lucius (northern pike), 3256 nucleotides long. It is a transcript of the gene tbx18, whose product is annotated as T-box transcription factor 18. Gene Ontology annotation, biological process: regulation of transcription by RNA polymerase II; positive regulation of DNA-templated transcription; somitogenesis. NCBI's taxonomy places the organism in Eukaryota, Metazoa, Chordata, Actinopteri, Esociformes, Esocidae. Gene Ontology annotation, molecular function: RNA polymerase II cis-regulatory region sequence-specific DNA binding; DNA-binding transcription factor activity, RNA polymerase II-specific. The record is from RefSeq and is a predicted model, not a curated record. The transcript has 8 exons. Gene Ontology annotation, cellular component: nucleus. Bases 403 to 1962 code for a protein of 519 amino acids.
ACUUUCCCAAACCCGGCCACUGCCGUCCGCACGCGUUCAGCUCACACGCAUAACGGAGGUUUUAUUUCACUUGCAGCUCGCGCUUCAUUACUGCGGACAAGAGAGAGAAAAACAAGACACAGAGGGAGAGAGAGAGAAACAAAGUGGAAAAGAGCGAGAGAGUGUGUAACUGGGCCAGUAGAACGGUACUGUGUUGUGCUCCAAUGUCAGUCCUGAACGGGCCUUAUAGCUGACGGAGAGAGGAGCGUCCUAAAGACCCAAAACACCGAGCAACGGGCCUCAGGACAAGAUUACCGUGGAUGCCCUUUGGGUGAACUUUUCAUCUUACUUCACUUCACUUUUGUUUAGAGCGACUCUUUCCUUGGUUCCUCUCGUGCGUCUUUUACUCCCGUUAUUGGUGGAAUGGCGGAGAAGCGUCGCUCUCCGUGCACUUUGAGCGUCAAGGCUCACGCGUUCUCGGUGGAGGCUCUGAUCGGGGCGGAAAAGAGACGAAAGCUCGGGGAGGAGGAGACCGGGGUGUGCUGUCUUGGAGACGACACCGAGUUGUUGGAGCUGGCCAGUACCGGAGGGAAGAGAGAGGACAGGGCGGGCGACCGCGGCAGUGAUCGUGGCAGCGAGAUAGAGUGUGUUAGUGACGGCUCGCCGGAGAGAUUUGACGUGCUUUUAGAGAGCCCUCGCCCGGAGGCCCAGGCACAGCGCGCGCCCCCGGUACCGGUUCUGGGAGAGGAGAUGCGCGUGGAUCUGCAGGGCUCCGACCUCUGGAAACGGUUUCACGAGAUCGGUACGGAGAUGAUUAUCACAAAGGCGGGAAGGCGGAUGUUCCCUGCCAUGCGCGUGAAGAUCUCGGGGUUGGACCCACACCAGCAGUAUUACAUCGCCAUGGACAUCAUCCCCGUCGACAACAAACGAUACAGGUAUGUGUAUCACAGCUCCAAAUGGAUGGUGGCGGGAAACGCGGACUCCCCAGUUCCUCCGCGUGUGUACAUCCAUCCGGACUCGCCGGCUUCUGGUGAGACCUGGAUGCGUCAGGUGAUCAGCUUCGACAAGCUCAAACUGACCAAUAACGAACUGGACGACCAGGGACACAUAAUCCUCCACUCCAUGCACAAGUACCAGCCACGUGUGCACGUGAUCCGAAAGGAGUGUGGCGAGGAGCUGUCUCCCGUUAGAGUGGUUCCCCAGGGAGACGGAACCACAACCCUCAGCUUCCCGGAGACCAUCUUCACCACCGUUACAGCGUACCAAAACCAACAGAUCACCAGGCUGAAGAUUGACAGAAACCCCUUUGCUAAAGGCUUCAGAGACUCUGGCAGAAACCGUAUGGGUCUGGAGGCCCUGGUAGAAUCCUACGCAUUCUGGCGUCCAACUCUUCGGACCUUAACUUUUGAAGACAUCCCUGGAAUGAAACAAGGUGUUGCCGGGGCUCAUGGAGGUGUGGGAUCAUCGCACCUGCUCCCCUCCUCUCCUUGUUCCUCCCCCUUCCAGGUGUGCCCGCUCUCCCCCCCGGAGUACACCUGCAGCCGGCCAACACACACACACCCUCUCCAUCGCUACGGCAACCUAUCUGAGCCCUUCACCCCAACUUCGUCGAGAGGACCAUCAGCCUAUGACAGUGAAGGAUUCUGCUCUCUAUCCCUCCCCCCCUCUCAGAUUAGCUACCUACAAAACCCCACCCCCCAAGGCUAUGGAAGCCUACGCCUCCAUUCCCCCCCGUACGGUCUCUAUGGUUACGCCUUUCCGCCAUCCCCCCGCCUUGCCGCCAGCCCAGACAAGAUGGCAGCUGCCGCAGCAGCCAAUCAGAACCCUUUCCUUGGCUCCUCCCCCAGUGGAACCCGGACGGAUAGUCUGGGCAUGCUCAGUGGAGGUCAGCAGGCCAACUUCCUGUUUGACUCUCGGACGCUCGGAUUGGCUGCCAGCCAGUCAGGAGGAGGGGCUUCACAGGUCACUGCACACUUGGGCUGAGGCCCCAUAACCUCCAAGGUUGGUGGGCAAUAGACUUCUUAGGGAGGAUGGUUUGGUUUGACUGACAAGACAUAGAUCUUUGGGAGAAUGAGAGAGAUGGAGUGAGGAACAGCUUCAGUGUCUGUUUGUGUGAACAUACAGCUCCACUGACUUAAAGGAUAUUUUUAUUAGGUACCUGUGUUUUUUCACUGCAUAUUAUAAUUAAAGGACUUAAUAGACAGAAGCUUCCGAGAAGCCACAACAGUUGAAACAGUGGUUCUGGGAGGGGUCUGGUUCUGGGAGGGGUCUGGUUCUGGGAGGGGUCUGGAUCUGGGAGGGGUCUGGAUCUGGGAGGGGUCUGGAUCUGGGAGGGUUCUGGAACAUGCAGACAUUUGUCUCAUCUUGUUAAUAUAGAGGAAGUUGGACCUACACAACAAGCACUUCAGUACCUCUGGACUAAUACGCUGCCUAUAUGAACAUUUAUAACCUCAGACCACCACCACAUCCUUUACAAACCCUGAGUCAGAGGAACACGUGGACAACGUUUUUAAAUCUCUAUCUACAGCAGAGAAAAAUAUAAAGUAUUGCAUGACAAUGCUAACUAGCGUUAGCACAGUGACUGGAAGUGUGCAGAAACAAUGAACAACAUACCACAACAGUUCUGAGGCUGUUAUGAGGCAUGUAUUACUGUAUUUCCCAUACCAAAGAGUCUGUGUCAAUCUAAAAGAGUUCCAUAUUCACUAAGUAGUGCCCUGGUUCUAACUAGAAGCAGCCCAGUUGGACUCUGGCCUAAAGUACUGACUAGAAUCCUACAUGCCAGCCCUUUUAGGUUCUGGACCAAAGUUCUGAUUUGAAACCUAUGAGCCAGCCGUUUAGCUUCUGGCCUAAAUACUGACCAGAACCCUAUGAGCCAGCUGCUUUAGGUUCUGGCCUAAAUACUGACCAGAACCCUCUGAGCCAGCUGCUUUAGGUUCUGGCCUAAAUACUGACCAGAACCUUAUGAGCCAGCUGCUUUAGCUUCUGGCCUAAAUACUGACCAGAACCUUAUGAGCCAGCUGCUUUAGAUUCUGAACUAUAAUGCACUAUUUAGUGAAUAGGGCAAACAUUGUGUGUGUGUCUUGUUUUCACAGUGUGACUUAUUGGUGUUGCUUUAUAAUCUGUGUCCAUGGUGGGUCAAGUGACCUAACACACACUUACUGCACGGAACACACACCAACACACACACACACACACACACACACACAGGCAACACACAUUGCUCUAUCAGGCCCCUGGUAUUUAGAGGGACAGCCAAAUAAAAUAUGAUAUUGUGACA